Leucoraja erinaceus (little skate) is the source of this 4375-nucleotide messenger RNA. RefSeq names its product ligand of numb-protein X 1 (gene lnx1). Gene Ontology annotation, molecular function: protein binding; metal ion binding; ubiquitin-protein transferase activity. The record is from RefSeq and is a predicted model, not a curated record. NCBI's taxonomy places the organism in Eukaryota, Metazoa, Chordata, Chondrichthyes, Rajiformes, Rajidae. Gene Ontology annotation, biological process: ubiquitin-dependent protein catabolic process. Gene Ontology annotation, cellular component: cytoplasm. The transcript is spliced from 11 exons. The coding region runs from base 709 to 2889 and encodes 726 amino acids.
GUUCUCCAUCUAUUUAUAUACUUGGUCUUCUGACAGGAGAAUCCUGUUGAAAUUCUUGUUGCAGCUGUCAAAACACUGUAGGCCAAGUGAGCCUUUACUCUGUCUUACUGAUUGUGGUGAAGUUAAUUACAAGAAUGCUGUAGCAAGAGCUUGCAUAAAAGUGCCCUGGCACUGGGUCUUAUUUGAUUAGACAGCCCAGAUGUUCCAUGGGGGGCAUAGUACUGUUUGCAAGGAUAGCGAGGCAACACUUCCACUUGAAUAACUUUGCAAUUCUUGUUCCUAUUGUUGUUUAAAUGCCAGUAGAGGCUUCAAGGGGAGGCUAUCUUCUGGCUGACUGCUAAAGACUGCUGGGAUACACUCGAGAUAGAUGUGCAACCAACGUUAUGUGCAUUGAUUCCUUGGACACUGCACAUUUGUCCUGCGGUGAGAGAUUAGCGGUUAUGGUGACAUAGCAGUAGAGUUGCUGCCUUCCAGCGAAUGCAGCGCUGAAGACCCGGGUGCGAUCCCGACUACAGGAGCUAUCUGUUUGGAGUUUGUACGUUCUCCCCGUGACCUGUGUGGAUUUUCUCCGUGAUCUUCGGUUUCCUCCCACACUCCAAAGACGUUCAGUUGUGGAAUUUGCCCUGAAAGUUCUGUGAUCUGACAAAAUGAUGAAAGACUCAUUUGGAACGUCCUUUCAUUGAAUGUUGCUGGACUGUAAAGCAGAAAAUGGAUCUCCCGACGCAGCCCCUUUGUAUCUGCUGUGGACAAUCACACCUGCCUCAGGAAAACCAUUCAUAUAAUUAUCAGGAUGAAAUAGACGAUGACCUCAUCUGUGACAUCUGCCUGCAGCCCUUGGUGGAGCCUAUGGAUACACCGUGUGGGCACACAUUCUGCACUUUGUGCCUUACUAACUUCUUACUUACCCAAGAUUUCUGUCCCAUGGAUCGUAAGCCCUUGUGUCUCAUGGUGUGCAAGAAAUCAAGCCUGUUGGUCCAUAAGUUGUUGGAUAAAGUAUUGGUCUUCUGCCCGCUAAAGGAACAUUGCACUGAAAUCUUGCAGCGCUGUGACCUCAAAAUACAUCUGCGUCGCAGGUGUAGUGGAGCGAUCCAAUGUGGACUCUGGAAAGAACGAGAGGACCAGCCUCAGGAGCUUUCCCCAACAGGUGGAGCAGAGUUAGUUCCGGAGGUUCCUGUGGAAAGUGGUGACUUGGCAGUGCCGGUGCUUUCCCCACAACUGCCCGCACCAUUGGCCUUGACAACUACUGACCCGGGGCUGAUAAAUCACGCCUAUGAAACGGGCUCAGACAGCAGCCAUUCGGAGAGCAAUUCCAGCACCCACAACAAAAAUAAUAUCAAGAAAAACCGACAUUUUGAUCGCACUACAGUGAGAAGCAGAUCCUUUAAAAAACUGAAUCGUGCUUUCAGCUAUCUACGCAAGACGAGUAAUGCGAAUCUUGUUGACAGUGAUCCUGGUGAAAGUGUGCAGACUGCUGCUCUUCCAGAAGAAGUAUCUCCGAGAUUACAUCACCUCAUCCCCGAUGGUGAAGCUACAACCAUUAAGAUCGAUCGUUCUGAUCCACACGUGAAGCUGGGCAUCAGCAUUGUGGGAGGUUGUGAAACUCCUGUGGAAAAUAUCGUUGUACAAGACAUUUAUCGAGAUGGUGCCAUCGAUAAAGACGGCAGACUUUUACCCGGCGACAUGAUUCUAGAGGUAAAUGGUACUGACCUAAGAAGUGUGCCCCAUUACUAUGCACUGGCGGUACUGAAGCAGCCGUGUCAGAUCCUGUUACUGAACGUGCUCCGAGAACAACUAUAUAAAUGUAGAAGAAACGUGGAAAGUAACUGCUCCAGAGAUGACAGCUUCCAUGUUAUUCUCCACAAGAGUGCUGAUCAACCACUAGGAAUAAAACUGGUCCACAGGUCUGAUGAAUCGGGGGUUUUUAUCAUCAGUUUACUUGAAGGUGGUCUUGCAGCCCAAGAUGGCCAACUACAAGUGCAUGACAGAGUGCUCGCCAUAAACGGACAUGAUCUUCGUCAGGGAUCUCCAGAAAUUGCAGCACACUUUAUACAGAUAAGUGAUGAUCGAGUGCAUUUUAUUGUAUCAAGAAAGACAAGGUCGAGAACCCCUGAUAUUUUGCAAGAGAGCAGGUGGAACAACAACAACAACCCAGCUAGUCCUGCUGAAAGAAAUCUGAACAACAAGAGUUUCCUUCAUGCCUUCACGUGCCACGAAAAGAUCAUCAAUGUUAACAAAGAAGUGCAUGAGUCUUUGGGAAUGACAAUAUCAGGUGGCCUACAAAGCAAAAACUGGGAUCUCCCAAUCUAUGUUACAAACGUUCAUCCCAAUGGAUGCUUGGGGAAUGAUGGAAGAAUAAAAAAUGGUGACAUUCUAUUGAAUGUAAAUGGCACUGAACUUACCAGUAUAACACAAAGUGAAGCCGUGUCCAUUAUAAAGCAGAGUGCUGCCUCCUCUUCUGUUAUUUUCAAAGCUUUGGAGCUAAGGGUGGCAGAAAAAGACAAUGCUGAUGGCUUUGCACUACACAACUAUAAUGAAAACAACUUACCUGAAGAGGACUGGUCACCAUCAUGGAAUAUGUGGCUAGUAUUGCCCCGGUAUCUUUAUCCAUGCAAAGAUGUGGAAUUGAGAAGAAAUACGUCUGGAAGUCUGGGAUUUAGCAUUGUAGGCGGAUAUGAAGAAAACCAUGGAAGCCAGCCAUUCUUCAUAAAGUCCAUUGUUAAUGGAAUGCCAGCUUAUAACGACGGAAGAUUGAGAUGCGGAGAUGUAAUUUUGGCCGUCAAUGGAAGAAAUACCUCUGGAAUAACUCACUCUUGUCUGGUGAAGAUACUUAAAGAAAUAAGAGGAAAAGUUACUCUCACUGUGGCAUCUUGGCCUGGCAGCCGUCUCUAGAAUGGAUUAUAUUGAUAUUAAGAAUACGGAACUAAAAUUAAUCAAAGCCAAUGAUUCUGCCAAAGAACCACAUCAUUGAAAAUCCUGAUACUCAAAUAGCAAUAUAAUUAAUUUUGUAUGCGUUUCUAUAAACACCGGGAGUCCCAAAUGAUUUUUAAAUUAUAUUUUCUGAAGAUAUAGUCUAUUUGCUUGUAAACUCAACUGGGACAGGUUGCUUAAAGAAAAAAAUUGGAACACAAUGCAUUAAUGCACUUAGGAAGUGCAAUCUUAAAUUAAAUUCAGGACUGAAAAUAUUCACUAUUGCAUUUUGGAUUGCAAUGAAUACUCCAGGUGUGUUGGUGAAUGGGUUCUCUGUAAUUGUCACGUCAAAAAAAAGUCUUAUUUUGAGAAAAAAAGUAUCUUGGAAGAGUGGCAGAACUACAAUAAAUCUUAUCUCUGCUAAUUAAGAGUUUACAUUAUUUUACUGUAACUGAAAAGAAACCGGGCAAAACAUUGUAUUUCUGACUGGUUUAUAUAAACUGCAAACAUUGUGGCCGAACAAAUUUGGUGCAAUUUCAUAAAGCAUGUGCUGAUACUUGUAGUAUUUAAGGAAGGAUGAAAUAUCAUAACUUCUACCACCAUUUUUUGGUUCAAUUCAUAUUGGAUAUUCAUGGAAAGUAGUGUUGCAGAUUAAUGUACAGUGGAUUGGAUCACACGGAUUCAGGCCUGGCUGCAAGCAAUGGAAAUAAAAGGUUUACCGAACGACUUGCCCAAUACCUUUUCCACUGUUUCCAAUUGUCUACGCUCAGAGACAUUUGGGGAAAAAUAACAAAAAGUGAACAAAAUUCACAUUAAAUAAGCAGUAAAUUAAUAAACGAAAACUAAGUUAAAACAAAUCACAAUAUUUUGUGAAUGUUCUAAUGAGAGGAGCUGUUUUAGAUCCAACAGCUAUGGCUGGUUUAAAGCUGAAAGGCUAAAACGGAAGAGUCCAGGUAAAGAGAGGUCUGGCGCACCCUUGCACAUGUGCCACAGUUAGUUUGUGGUGCUCGAUGAAACUGUGGGCUAAUGUCUACUAGAUGCUGUCUUUUCAUAACUUAUUCUCUCUGUCACUCUCUAAAAGAGUAAUGAAACCUACAAAACAAAACAAGUAUGGUCAUUGUCAUAGCCAAGCAAAAUCUUACCAGAACAGGCAUACAGGACAAAUAGCAAAUUUAAUGACUGUUCGAGUAAAAGUACAUCCUUUAAAGGAAAGCUACGAUUCCAAUAAACAACGGUCAAAAGUAAAACAUUACUUUUAAACAAGAAUGCAGAAAUUGUAUUCAUCUUCAAUAAACUAAUACAAACAUAGUAAUUUAGUUAUUAACAACACAAAUGGUGCUGAGAAGCACCACACUCUUCAAUAGUCUUUCAAGAUAUUGAAGUUCUGAUGUCUUCAGAAAUUCAGAUGAAAUUUGUCAUUACCUGAAUGAUUUUUAAGCAUUUCCAACAUUUUCCUUCCUAUUUUUUU